AAAGUCACACUUUCAUACAAAUACAUCCUGCCAGAAGAUCCGCUCUCAUCAAUGGAGAACACCCUGCCUCAGGACGACACAAUUUACUUUGAGUGGGCUCUCAGGAAGUGGUCGCACUGCUCAAAGCCAUGUGGCGGAGUGACCCCAAACUUUUAGAAGGGAAACAGUACACACGUUUUGGAUGCCGGAGGAAGUCGGAUGGCAAAAUGGUACAUCGCACACUCUGUGCCAACAUACCCAAACCUCGCGCCAUCAGUCGAGCCUGCAACCAGAAGGAGUGCUCAGAACCAAUCUGGGUGACAGGAGAAUGGGAAGAGUGCAGUAAAUCAUGUGGUAAGACUGGUUCUCAGACUCGACCUGUGCGCUGUGUGAGACCUGAACUGGACGGUUCAUACAAAGCCAUCAACGCUAAGUAUUGCAAUGAUGACCGGCCUGAAGGGCGACGAUCCUGUAAUCGUCACCUAUGCCCUGCACAAUGGAGAACUGGACCUUGGUCUCAGUGCUCAGUGACCUGUGGUAAUGGGACGCAGGAGCGGCAGGUCAUGUGCAGCACCCCUGAUAAUGCCAUCGGCAUCUGUAUGGACACCAAGCCUGAGAGCAUCAAAUCAUGUCUGCUGGCACCGUGUCCAAAUGACAGAGGGAACUUCCUCAUCCAGUGGCUCUCCAGAGCAGACCCCGAGUUCCCAGCGCCCAAGAUCUCCUCAAGAACCCGCUGUAAAGGAGACAAGUCUGUGUUCUGUCGGAUGGAGGUUCUCAGUAAGUACUGCUCCAACCCAGGCUACAGACAGAUGUGCUGCAAGUUCUGCAACGAGGUCAACUACACCUCUGUAUUCAACCUGACUAGACCCUGGAUGUACACUACUGUCACCCCUACCAUAACUCCUACUGCAAUGGCUCCCGUUCGCACGACACAGCUGUACAGGACCUCACAGAAGCCCGGCACAGCAAUCACACCAUCGUUCAGCAGAUGGAGAAACAUCAGCACUGAGCCCACAUCUUGGGGCUACACAACCACUGUGAACCCAAUAGCCCUAAAACCAGGAACCACAGUCCCUUUCACCACUGGUUCUGUCGCUGUGCACACUAUGCAUCCCAGCACACUCGACUACGAAGAGGAAACCAGCGCCUCCUUCUACGAGGACGAAACCUGGAGCGACGUCUCAACCGAACUCUUCUCGGAUUCUGAAUCGUCAGAGUUCAUCUCAUCGUCUGCAGAGCCUUGGCCAACAACUCCACAAUAUACAAGCACACCUGAGAAUAAAAACAUCGAGACAACUUUUCUGACAACGCCACAACCUAACAUCACCGCAACAACAAGCCCUCCUGCCAUAAUCAGUCUCCAUCAGUCAGAAGACAAGAAGGAGAAUAACUCCAUCGAUGUGUCCUACAGGAUUGUCAAUCCGAACGAGGUCACACUUAACCACUUUGUUCCCAGAAAGCGAGUGCCGUUCCGUGAGAAAACGCAUAAUAAAAGAAUUCAAGAGCUCCUUGCGGAGAAAAGACGACAAGACUUCCUGCUUCAAAGACUGAAACGAAAACCAGGAGACUGAUACAUUUCCUUUUCUUUAUCCCUGUGGUAUUUUGUGAGUAUAUUUUUAAGUGGUUUUACAGCCUCUACAAUCUUUCUUGGCAUUUGCAAUAUUUUUACAGGAAAUAACCUCAUAUUUCAGUCUUGUAUGUGGUAUCUGUUAAAGGCAUCUGAUCGGAUAGAAAAAUGACCCUAGUCACAGCUUUUUUUUUUUUUCUUUUGAAGAUGACACUGUCCCAGGGAUUUACCACGUUUGGCUACUUUAAAAACGCAUGGGGUGAAGCACGGGUCUGUUGUGAAGAUCUGGCUUUAACUGGGCACAUACUGUACGAUUUUUCCAGUCCUCUACGAUUGAUGAUCCCAUUGAGAUCUUGGGUAAAAGUCGUGGUACAUUGUGUGGGGUCAGACUGGACAAUGCACAUCUUAUGAACCAUUUUGAUCCCAGUGGUGCUGCUGACAGCAAGCGGUAUACAAGAGGUGCAACAAAAGUUCACUCACCACCAAAACUUUUGAGGCUGAGAAUCAUUGUGAAGGGAAUAAAUUAUCUGAUGGUGCAUACACAUCACGCAAAUACCUCAUAUUUGUGCUACAGAAAUCGUACGAUCCUAAAAUUUGUCUCAGGUGGCAAAAUCGUACAGUUUGAACCUGACUUAAAGCAAGAUUUUUCAGAGGUUUUGCUGUUUUAAAGCACUCAAAUGAAACCUUGUUGAAUGAAGAGAUCCAUGAAUCAUAUAUAUAUAUAUAUAUAUAUAUUUUUUUUUUUGCCAUAUUCUGUAAGGGAAAAGUCAUCUUGUUAGUCAUUGUUUCACUUUUAAAGGUUUAUUGAUCCAGCUGAAAACCAAAUUAAAUCAGCGUAAGCUGGUUUGUUGAUCACAGAUGGUUUGUUGGUUUUAGAUUAGUUUUGGUCAGCUGGUGAGGCUGGCAGACCAGCUAAACCAGCUGAACACCAUGUUGACCAGAAUGGAAGAUCAGCUUAAAAAAGAGUAGUUAAAGAGCUGGUUUUCAUCAGGAGAAUGAUGUUUCAACAUUUGGUGUAUCUUUGGCAAAAAGGUCCAUUGUCUAUUGACAAUUUGUUUGACCAACUUGACCCUGAUGCAAAAUCUGUAUUCAAAAAUCCUUUGCCCUCACAAGAAAUUCCCAACCUUGUAGAUUCCUGUUGAAAUGUCUGUAUUUUGCCAAUGAAAAUCAGCUGAACAACUUUAAAUUUCUCUGAAAUUGCACAUACAAAAAGGUUGCUACCUGGCAUAAACGUACCUAGGUGCACUUUUUAGCGAGACGCGAAAUAUGUACCAAUAAGUAGCUUACAUAUCACUACAGUUUCCAAAAGAAAUGAACACUAGAGGCAGUAAAACUCCGACGCCUUUUAUUCCUUUUCACACAAAUUUACAGAGUUUCGAUUAAUAAAGCGUAAUUUUCGCACAAGUUACUUGAAGAAUAUCGUGUUAUGACUUCAGAACAAUAUUAAUAUGUUGGGAGAUUUGAAAACUGAUGCUUUUGAACGUUAGCAUUACACACAUCCAGCUUCAUAUGGGUUUUCAUAGACGGUAGGUUUUUUGAUAGCUCACGGAGUACGGAGACGUACUUGAGAGGUGAGGGGCUCUGGUUCAAAUCCUGUGUAACUACGAUUCGACAAAACAGUUCAAAUAAGUAAGUUCAAAUAGCAUGGUUGCAUCAACAAAUGUGUUUUUAUAUCAGUUUUGCAUUUGUCAACACUAUCGGGUAGGUUUCGGGUUGUGUUUGGUGUAGGGCAUAUUUCCAACACGAUACAGCAUUAAUUUUUAGCGACGGUCCCCAGAUAUUUGAAUUCUGAACCGCUGCAAUACGUACCUGAAGCAACGUAAUAAAAGCACAGCAGUACGUACCUGUCUAUAUCAACGUAAUAAAAACGUGCCAGGGUUUACGUAUUGAACCCGUGUUUUAGUGCCACUCAGUGGACAUUUCUCUGUGAAACUGUGGCGAAACGCGCAGUAAGGUACGCAAUGGUCUCACUAAAAAGUGCACCCAGGUACGUUUAUGCCAUGAGACCAGGUUGAAAAGGUCUAUCAUCAAUAGUGUAACGAUGUGUGAAGCACAGUUCACACAGAAGUCACUUUUAAACCAAGCAGCAUUCUGUUGAUCAGUCUGGUGGUGAAUCUGUGUCCAACUUGUGAAAUCUGCAUUGUGAAAUCUAUUGUCCUUACACGGAAUUCUAGAUUGUGUUGAUUCCUAUUGAAAUGACUGGAUUUCACCUGUGAAAUUUUUUAAAACAAUGGUAUUUGACUACAUCUUAAAUGUGACUGCACCUCAAAUCUGGAUACUACGAACCUUAUGUUGAAAAAUCAUACUCCAGGGGUCGUAAUGUGUUCAGAAAUAUUUAUAUUCUGCUAAAUGAACAAAUGUAAAUGAGCUAGUUGCAGCAUAAUGGAAUGUAAACUACUUCUAACUUAAGCAAUAUGCUGAAUAAACAGCAAGACGGAUCGCAGCAGGCAAAUGUGUCAAUGUUUACAUGCGGGGGAAAAACAACACAGACGGACGCAAGUGUGAACGGCCCAUUAGGAUGACUGCUGUGCAAUUGCUGGUCAUUUCAUGACAUUUUGAAACAAAACAUUAAUUCUGUAACCACAUGACUAUUUCUUGCAAACACUUAUCUGGCUUCUCUCUUAAUAAAUGCACAGAUCUGAAUCCCAUCGUAAAUGUUGUAAAUAUGAACUAGAAUUUAUUUUUUGUAUUUAUUGAAGUACCUGUGCUUUCUCCCAAAGCCAUUUUGUGUUUAGUAGACCACUUUGCGCUUUUUUUGUGCAUGCGGCAUGAGUGACAAUCCUACACGUAUCCAAGAGCCAAUACUAUGAUAUCUCCUCCACACUGUCCGAGCACUGUAUUGAGAAAUCAGUGUAUUUUAAAAAUGCAAUAGACGUCUGCUUUCUUCAUUUACGACCGUCUACAUUCUAGAUUCAAGGGGUACAAGUGGACGUCUACAUUCUCGAUUCAUCACAUUCUUCACUUAAUAAAGAUGCAAAUGAACUAACAGUGUUGGUUUAAUUCCAGCUGUGUGUUAAGAAAAACAAAAGUUUGGAAAGGUGAUUUUAAGUAGAAACCAGUUGGAUGGCCACAAGAUGGCAGUGCUUCUCUCUUUAUCAGUUUUUUUUUUUUUUUUUAGUUAAAAAAUAGUCUUUAUCUUAAUCUAUCAAAGUGUCACCUUCCUGGAAUAAUUUGUCUUGAUCUACAUGCAUAAACUAUCAUUAAGCUGGUCACAUACAGAUUAGUUUUAUUUGUGGAUGAAGAACAAAAUUUUUUUAUUAUUAUAUUGAGCCACUGUAUAGUUGCAGACAGCAGAUGGCAGUUUAGUGUCAUAACUACAUUGUUUUUACUGAUAUUUUCCUACUAUUGGGUGGUCAAGGUCUCAAAGUUGUUGUUUUCACCUUAAAGCAACCUUGUCAUUUGACAAAUGAAAUAAUGAAG
Molecule: messenger RNA, 4966 nt
Organism: Onychostoma macrolepis
Lineage: Eukaryota; Metazoa; Chordata; Actinopteri; Cypriniformes; Cyprinidae
Product: A disintegrin and metalloproteinase with thrombospondin motifs 2-like
Exons: 7
Coding region: 129-1550 (473 amino acids)
Biological process (GO): extracellular matrix organization
Cellular component (GO): extracellular matrix
Molecular function (GO): metalloendopeptidase activity
Source: RefSeq, a predicted model, not a curated record